This is a messenger RNA of Aegilops tauschii subsp. strangulata, 1592 nucleotides long. The record is from RefSeq and is a predicted model, not a curated record. NCBI's taxonomy places the organism in Eukaryota, Viridiplantae, Streptophyta, Magnoliopsida, Poales, Poaceae.
AGGCCACGUCCAACCGAAGCAACUAAUUAACAGGGAACAAAUCGUAUCUACUUUCUUUACAUGGCUCUACCCAACGGAACCAGCUACUCACAAAUCAUAGAUUGAUUCUGUUGCUUGUGACGUCAGGUUCAUGGCUAGUGGAGAGGCGGAUCCACCACCGGCCACGAAGCCAUCAACUCCAAUGACCCCCGGACAGCGAAGCUUCACACAGAUGGCCGCUUAGACGAUUCCACCUACUGCCGAACAGGGAGGCGACUCUUGCGUCCAUGGAUCACCACGAUCUACUCCAGAUUGGAAGUGUUGAUUGGUCCCGGAUUGAGAUAGCACCAAUGAAUGAUGACGAAAUUGAUGUUCCUAUAACAGAAGAGAACUUGUGCUCGGUGCUUGGCAUCAAUGACGAACCUGAGCAUCGGAAAAUUGUAUCUGAAGCAGCCAUGAAAGCCUCCAUUGCAUAUGUUGAUGCAUGUGUGGCUGAUAUUGAUGAGGAUUUACUUGCUGAUGCGGCUCUUCCUGUGCCUGACCAUAUGCCUGAAGAGGAUCACUUUUGGUAUGAUAAGGAACAUCCUGUGAUAGAGGAAGGAUCUUUGUUUCGUUCAACGAACGAGUUUAGGAUGCUCAUCAGAACAUUUGCUAUUAGAGGCAAGUUUGACAUCAAGAUCAAGGAUAGUGACACUACUAGAUUUUUGGGUCACUGUAAAGGAAAUGCAUGUCCUUGGAGAAUAACUACUAGGACAACAGAAGAUGGAAAAACAGUCAGGGUUAACAAGAUAGUAAAGCCUCAUAAGUGUUCAUCAACCGCUGCAGUGACAACAAGCAUGGCAGACCAAGCAUGGGUGGCAGAAAAGGCAAUGCGGUAUAUUCAAACUGAACCAAACAUUGGUGCCAGCGAGCUCCGAAAAAAGCUACAAGCCGAGUACAAAUGUACUAUUGGGUAUCAUACUGUUAACAAGGGAAAAGAAAGGGCCAAGAAUAGUUUAUAUGGGACCUGGGGAAAAAGCUUUCAGUCGUUAUUGAACUUCAAAGCUGAGAUUGAUAAAAGAUCUCCCGGUAGCAUUGUCGAGGUUGAUGUCAAGAGGGAAAGAGGUGAAGUGCAUUUUCGCAGAUUUUUUAUGGCACUUAAGCCGUGCAUUGAUGGCUUCUUGGCUGGUUGUAGACCAUAUGUCAGUGUAGACUCCACAUUUUUGACUGGAAAGUGGAAUGGUCAAUUAGCAGCAUGUACAGCACUAGAUGGACAAAAUUGGAUGUUUCCUUUAGCAUUUGGUUUCUUUGCUACGGAGACCGAGGAUAACUGGAUUUGGUUUAUGCAACAACUGCAUAGGGCAAUAGGACAUCUUCAAACUCUAGCUAUCUGUACUGAUGCAUGCAAAGGGUUAGAGAAUGCAGUUAAAAUUGUGUUUCCUCAAGCUGAGCAAAGGGAAUGCUUUAGGCAUCUAAUGGCAAACUUCAAAAAAAAGUUUCAUGGAGAUGUUUUUGGUCGCAUGUGGCCAGCAGCCAAGGCUUAUCGUCUGGAAACAUUUAACUAUCAUAUGGCCAAGAUAUUUGAAGCUGAACCUGCAGUGAGUGUCUACACUUGUGUACCUAUCAUAACUUAA